AUGCCUCGCUAUUGCCAUGGCUUCGAGGAUCCAUCAGGAGACGGAGCCCGACCAUGCAUUUUCUCGCAAGAUGGUAGAGGUGGACCUGCGCAAACCAGCAACAAGAGCUGCGUACUGUGCAGUCUGGAAAGCCUAGAACUCGCUCUUGGUUCUCGUGUGGCCAGAGGCAAUUUGAUCAGACAGCUGAAGCACUGGCGGCAAGUCGGGUCGCCUACAUAUGAAGCGGCAUUUGGGUUGGGAUCAUUGUGUGUGCUAUCUGCCAGCGAGCAAUGUGGCUUGCGGGCAAAGGCCGGAGAGCGUCGCAACUUCAAGCCAUCCAGCAGUUGGUUGCAUAAGAAGCAACGGCGCCUGAGGCAGUUCUUGCUCGGCCGAGCAAUCCCGCGGACGAGCCUGAGCACCCGCAGCCGAAAAUAUGUGCAGUCUGCAUCAAGCCAGCGCAGUGGUGGCCAAAGCUGGAUUCUUCACUAUUACUCUGUGCACAAUCGCAAGAUGGCACAUCGUCUUGCCACUGCGUUAAAGAAAGUCGCAGGUGGUACAGUUUGGAAGGGGAAGAAGGCGUCGCUGAGAGGAUACCGCCAAAGAUGGUGGCGAGCUCGGAGGGAACUGAGACGAAGAUAUUCUGAGCUGAUGGCUAUGGCUGAAGGGCCUCUUUUGAGCUGCAGAGCCGCGAAGUGGGCAAUCGAAGAGGAUAUACUGCAAGCUGGCUUUCGAGUGCCUCUAUCUGACAGGAUGUCAUGCCAGAAUCAUCCGCAAUGGAGAUUCUUGGCUGAAACCGGCCACAUCCUUUACUUCCAGAGCCCGCAUGAAAGUCUGGAUUUCGCACAGAAACAGUUGGCGAGUGCGACGUGCUCCAUCAACAACGCACUGGGCAGACCCACGUGCGACAUCACUUUGCAGACGGCCCAACGCCUAUUGAAGGCACGCGGUUCUGAACAUGAUUGGCGCAUGUGUGUGAAGCGGGAUGGCAAGAUACUGUCUCCUUUCGCCGUUGGCUGUGCCCUGGAACAGAUUGGUUUCAAAUUGCAGUAUUGUUCUGACCCAAGCAUUUGGCCAGCUGGAGCACAGAGCCUGCUGCAAAUCCGUGGCGACCAGAAUUCUGGUAAUGAGCAUUGGGCUGCUCUGACAUCCUGUGAUGGCCGAAUAUAUGUGUUAGAUUGCUUCCAAGGCAAGCCUGAGCUGGUCAUGAAUUGGCACCCAGACUUGCAACCUUGCGAAACCUACGCGGUGCGUAUCCUCAAGAAGAAGAAGGCCGGGAGCGGGAACGAAGCCGUGCAGGCUCGCCUGCAUGGUGUCCCAGGUCGUGAGGUGCGUGCUCUCGCGGACCAGGUACGCGAUCUCGGCCCGAAGAAGGUGAAGGUGGGGUGCUUGAAGCCAGAAGAAGGCGAUCUUCAAGAGGAGGCGACAACAAGCUCGAAGGACUUACUCUCAGAAUACGUUCUCGGCGCGUGGUCUCAACCUGAAGAAGACAGAGGCGGCGACAAGGCCGGAGUGCCUAUCCUCAAUCAAUAUGGGGUCCCAGGUGCGCGGUCUCAACUUGAAGAGGAUGGAGGCGGGAACCAGGACGGAGGCGAGGAGAGGCCGGAGUGCCUAUCCUCAACCAAGAUAGGCUCCCAGGUGCAUGGUUUCAUCUUGGAGAAAAGAGAAAGGAAGCUCAAUCUGAAGAAGACAGAGGCAAGAACGAGGUGCGGAAGCUCACAAGUCGAAGAAGACAGAGGCAACGGCAAGGUGUGGGAGCUCAAGCCGAAGAAGACAGAGGUGUGUGGUCUCAGCGACAAGGCUGAGAGGGCUUAUCCGGUGGCAGGGUGGCACGAAUUCUCAGGGAAGGUAGUGGCAGAAAUCAAUGGGGUGCGUAUCCUCAAGAAGAAAAAGGCCGGGAGCGGGAACGAAGCCGUGCAGGCUCGCCUGCAUGGUGUCCCAGGUGCGUGGUCUCAGUCGAAGAAGGCGGAGGCAGGGACGAGGCCGGCGCAAUAUGGGGUUCCAGGCGCGUGGUCUCAGCCCGAAGAAGGCGGAGGCGGGGACGAGGCCGGAGCUGGGGUCCCAGGUGCGAAAGCGGAGGCGGGGACGAGGCCGGAGCGCUUAUCCUCGACCAACGUGGAGUCCCAGGUACGCGAUCUCGGCCCGAAGAAGGUGAAGGUGGGGUGCUUGAAGCCAGAAGAAGGCGAGCUUCAAGAGGAGGCGACAACAAGCUCGAAGGACUUACUCUCAGAAUACGUUCUCUGCGCGUGGUCUCAACCUGAAGAAGACAGAGGCGGCGACAAGGUGCGCGGUCUCAACUUGAAGAGGAUGGAGGCGGGAACCAGGCCGGAGCACUUCUCCUCAACCAAUAUCGGGUCCGAGGUGCGUGGUCUCAACUCGAACAGGUGCAUGGUUUCAUCUUGGGGAAAAGAGAAAGGCAAGGACAAGGCCGGGGUUCGAAGUGCGUGGCCCCAGGAAGCUCAAGCUGAAGAAGACAGAGGUAAGAACGAGGUGUGGAAGUUCAAGCUGAAGAAGACACAGGCGUGGAAGCUCAAGCUGAAGAAGGGCAAGGACAAGGUGCGUAUCCUCAAGAAGAAGAAGGCCGGGAGCGGGAACGAAGCCGUGCAGGCUCGCCUGCAUGGUGUCCCAGGUGCGUGGUCUCAGUCGAAGAAGGCGGAGGCAGGGACGAGGUGCGUGCUCUCGCGGACCAGGCCGGCGCAAUACAGGAUUCCAGGCGCGUGGUCUCAGCCCGAAGAAGGCGGAGGCGGGGACGAGGCGGGGACGAGGCCGGAGCGCUUAUCCUCGACCAACGUGGAGUCCCAGGUACGCGAUCUCGGCCCGAAGAAGGUGAAGGUGGGGUGCUUGAAGCCAGAAGAAGGCGAGCUUCAAGAGGAGGCGACAACAGGCUCGAAGGACUUACUCUCAGAAUACGUUCUCGGCGCGUGGUCUCAACCUGAAGAAGACGGAGGCGGCGACAAGGCCGGAUCGCCUAUCCUCAACUGUCAUGGGUUCCCAGGUUCGUGGUCUGGAGAGAACAGAAGCCGAGACCAGGCCGGAGUGCCUAUCCUCAAGCAAUAUGGGGUCCCAGGUGCGCGGUCUCAACUUGAAGAGGAUGGAGGCGGGAACCAGGCCGGAGCACUUGUCCUCAACCAAUAUCGGGUCCGAGGUGCGUGGUCUCAACUCGAACAGGACGGAGGCGAGGAGAGGCCGGAGUACCUAUGCAAGGACAAGGCUGGGAGGGCCCAUCCUCAACCAACAUGGGGUUCCGAGGUGCGGAAGUUCAAGCUGAAGAAGACACAGGUGUGGAAGUUCAAGCUGAAGAAGACAGAGGCGUGGAAGCUCAAGCUGAAGAAGGGCAAGGACAAGGCGUGGAAGCUCAAGCUGAAGGAGACGGAGGCGUGGAAGCUCAAGCUGAAGAAGGGCAAGAACAAGGCGUGGAAGCUCAAGCUGAAGGAGACGGAGGCAAGGACAAGGCAAGGACAAGGCCGGGAGGACUUAUCCUCAACCAAUAUGGGUUUCCGAGGCGUGGAAGCUCAAGCUGAAGAAGGGCAAGAACAAGGCAUGAAGGCUCAAGCUGAAGAAGACAGAGGCAAGGACAAGGCGUGGACGCUCAAGCGGAAGAAGACAGAGGCAAGGAGGAGGCCGGGCGUGGACGCUCAAGCGGAAGAAGACGGGGGCAAGGACCAGGCGUGGAAGCUCAAGCGGAAGAAGACGGAGGCAAGGACGAGGCGAACACUGAAGGAGACGGAGUCGCCGAAGGCGAGCCAUGGAGAGUGCAAGGAAUAUGCCCGAUACUUGGGCAUCGACCCCGGAUACGAGGGAGAAGAGACACACAACGCGAUGUUGUGCCCGAGCCUCGGUGCAUGGUCUCAACCUGAGAAGAACACGGAGGCGGGGAUCAGGUGUGACGUCUCGCAGCCCGAAGAAACUGGAGGCGGGGACGAGGCGGGAACUACGGGGUCCCAAUCCGGAGAAGGCGAAGGCGGGGAAGAGGUGCGUGGUCUCAACCUGAAGAAAGCGGAGGGGACGAGGCCGGAGGGCUUAUCCUCAACCAAUAUGGGGUCCCAACCCGAAGAAGGCGAAGGCGGGGACGAGGCCGGUGUGAAGUCUCAUCCCGGAGAAGGAGGAGGCGGGGACGAGGCCAAAGCGAUUAUCCUCAACAAAUCUGGGGUCCGAGGUGUGAAGUCUCAUCCCGGAGAAGGAGGAGGCGGGGACGAGGCCAAAGCGCUUAUCCUCAACCAAUAUGGGGUCCUAGGUGCGUGUUCAGACAGCCCGAAGAAGGCGGAGGCAGGGUGCGUGGUCUCACAGCCCGAAGAAGGCGGAGGCGGGGACGAGGCGCGGACGAGGCCGGAGAGCUUGUCCUCAACCAAUAUGGGGUUUCAGGGAAAACGAGGUGUGGAAGCUCAAGAUGAAGAAGACAGAGGCAAGGACGAGGUGUGGAAGCACAAGCUGAAGAAGACAGAGGUGCGCGGUCUCAACCCGAAGGAAACGAGGGCCUGGUUGUGCAAAGAGCUAUGUGUGUCGACACGCGAAGCUGUUGCCCAAGAGAACUUGCCCAAGAGCGACAAGGCUCGCCGAGACCUGCGCAGUGUCCAACAGGACCCCGCCAUGUUGUCAGAGCAGUCUUCAGGGCGAUACAUCGUCAGCGACGACGUGGAGCUGCCAGAGGAUCGCGUCCAGUACAGCGACGUGAACCUACUUCGACAAGCCCUCCUCGACGCCCGUGAGUUCCUUCGCUCAGGCUAUACGGAAAUCCACUUCCGAGUCUGGAGGCGCGACGAACCGAUGAAGCUUCUCUGCGCACGGAGUGCCAAGCAGCAUGAGGGCACGAUGGAACUCUACCUCACCUACGAGGACGGCGGCGAGGAAGAGGGCCUGCUGCAUCCGGCAGGAACCGGUUGCACCGGACCGUUGUUCGCGUUUGCCAGCAGACGCCAAGACGGCAUUCCAGCUCCUCGACGACGGCUGGGACGUGCUCAUACAAUCUUCUUCUUCAAGAACGAUCUGGUGGAGUGGACGGCAAAAAGGUGCAAGGAGGGCCUGGUGCAUCACAUGCGGCCGCGCUCCUCCAUCAUGUCGCAGUCGGGCAUACAGGUGCUCAGUCUCAGCGGGAACAACGUUGGAGGCGGAGACACGGACGAGUCCCGAAGGCUCGCAUGCCGAGAGAUUCGCCUAUCCUCAACCAAUACGGCGUCGCAGGUACUCCGGAAGCAAGGCCAGAGCGCUAUGGGGCUCGGGGUCCGCGGUCCCAGCCCGAAGAAGGCCGCCGGAACGAGGCUGGAACGUUUAUCCUCAACCACUGUGGGAUUCGAGAUCAGCAGCCCAGAAGCCGAAGAAGGCGAAGGCGGGGACGAGGCCGGAGCGCUUAUCCUCAACCAAGAUGGGGUUUCAGGUGCUUGGUCUGAAGCUGAGAAGACGGCGGAGGCCGGAGCGCUUAUCAUCAACCAAGAUGGGGUGUCAGGUGCAUGGUUUGAAGCUGAGAAGACGGCGGAGGCGGGGACGAGGCCGGAGCGCUUAUCAUCAACCAAGAUGGGGUCUCGGGUGCGUGGUCUCAAGCCGAAGACGGCGGAGGCGGGGACGAGGCCGGAGCGCUUAUCAUCAACCAAGAUGGGGUCUCAGGUGCGUGGUCUCAAGCCGAAGAAGGCGAAGGCGGGGACGAGGCCGGAGCGCUUAUCCUCAACCAAGAUGGGGUGUCAGGUGCUUGGUCUGAAGCUGAGAAGACGGCGGAGGUAG
Messenger RNA from Symbiodinium sp. CCMP2592, 5688 nucleotides. Lineage: Eukaryota; Dinophyceae; Suessiales; Symbiodiniaceae. The record is from the annotation of a GenBank genome assembly.